AUGUCUUCAAUAGUCGCACCAGGGCCCAUCUCGCCCCUAUCUCCCUCUCCCAAGCCCCAUCCGCACAUCCUCCAUCCGCCAACCCCACCACACUCCUCCCCUUCAUCCCCAUCCUCGACCCACUUCUCCUCAUCAGCGAUCUUCGAGCGGGACAUCGAGCCCCUCUCCCUGUCCACCCUCCCCGCACCGAGGGACCACACUCUGGCCGCCUUCGUCCCCUCAGUACUGGACGAAGCGAUCGAGGCCCUUACAGCGAGCGAGACGGACGGUGACGUAGAGGUAGAGCUUGCAGGUUGUCAGGGUGAAGAAGAGGGUUUUAGGAGAUCUCCUAGCCCACCAGGUAUCCCAGCUGCGUCGAGCCUCGCUGCUGCUGCUGCUACCCGACCGGCCUUCAUCCCCGGAACGUUCACCGCCCAGGCCGUAGGCGGUCUGUCGACCCCGCCCUCCCCCCGCUCACCGGGCAAAGCACUCGACCUGCUCCCCUCCCUCGUCCCGCCCCCUACCAGCCCCCCGUCAACCCUGCCCACAGCGCGCACUCCCGCCCACUCAUCCCCCAGCAAACGCCUCUCCUUCGUCUCCUACUCCGACCUUCUCCUCUCCGCGCCCCUCACAUCCGUCCCCCUCUCUCAGGUCACCUCCCCCUCCUCCCCGCCACCGCAUCUCUCUGCUCUCGCAGCUGCCAGCCCGCAGGAACGCGGCUGGAGCAGGGAACAAAGUGCGUAUGGGGACGAAGGCGGGGAGUGGGAACGGGUCGGUAUGGGCAAGGGGCUGGAAGAGAGGCUGGAAGAGGUGCUCAAGCGCGGUGAGGGGGUGAGCAAGGCUUGACCUCCGCCCUCGGCGAAUUCCAAUAGCUGUCCGGCUGGAUCGCCGCAUGGACAUAUAUUCCUCUUACUUGGGCUGGAGUCGUCUUUCCUAUCUCUACAUUUCUAACCUCACCUGCUUUAGCAGUCUAAUCCCUCUUAUGCCUCUAUCUUCCCUUUGCAUUAUCAUUCCGCCCCAGGCCAACCCCGGCAAGAGCAGGCAAUCAGUGCCUGCCUUCCUUCCCCUGUUUCUCUCAAUCAGUCUUAGUUUCUCAUCCUGCUGCUUCAUUUCCCGUCUUAGCGCG
Messenger RNA from Dacryopinax primogenitus, 1105 nucleotides. RefSeq lists its product as uncharacterized. NCBI's taxonomy places the organism in Eukaryota, Fungi, Basidiomycota, Dacrymycetes, Dacrymycetales, Dacrymycetaceae. The transcript is spliced from 2 exons. The record is from RefSeq and is a predicted model, not a curated record. The coding region runs from base 1 to 825 and encodes 274 amino acids.